This is a messenger RNA of Meloidogyne enterolobii, 681 nucleotides long. The record is from the annotation of a GenBank genome assembly. NCBI's taxonomy places the organism in Eukaryota, Metazoa, Nematoda, Chromadorea, Rhabditida, Meloidogynidae.
AUGGAAACUUCAACACCCUUAAUUGGUAAUUCUCCACAUUCUAGACAUUCACCUUUCCUAACUGGACAUGUAUUUAAUAGUUAUCAUAGUGAAACACAGAUUAUUAGAUAUAUGAAAAGACUUGAAAAUAAAGAUCUCUCACUCGUCCAUUCAAUGAUUCCCCUAGGUUCUUGUACUAUGAAAUUAAAUGCAAGUUGUGAAUUAAUUCCUAUAAGUUGGCCAGAAUUAGCUAAUAUUCACCCUUUUGUACCUACAGAACAAGCAAAAGGAUAUUCUAAAAUUUUUAAUGAUUUGGAACGUUGGUUGUGUGAACUUACUGGUUAUGAUAAAUUCUCUUUACAGCCAAAUAGGUACUAGUAAAUAAUUAUUUAUAAAAAUAACUUUCAUGAUGUGUCGAUAAUUUAAAAUUUUUUUAAAUUUAGUGAAUUUAACUGAAAAUAUUUAAAUUGAAUAAGUUAAACUUUAGACUUCUGAAAUGAGUUAAACCCUUGUUUUAAGGGACUUCUUUAGUAAUUGUUUUAGUUUAAGAUCUCGCCCCCUCCACCGUCCGUUUCCAUUUUAAGUUAUAUUCGGAAAGCUCGUCGAGCCGGGUCCAAUGAGUACUAGCUGGUGGAAAAACCUCCGAAUGAGUCAUUAGUUUAGGCGCUUUUUUACUAUUCUCCGAACUAGUCAAAUUUUUGG